Molecule: messenger RNA, 5220 nt
Organism: Magallana angulata
Lineage: Eukaryota; Metazoa; Mollusca; Bivalvia; Ostreida; Ostreidae
Exons: 10
Coding region: 241-2922 (893 amino acids)
Source: RefSeq, a predicted model, not a curated record
UUGUUUACUGUAGGCGACACACGUAUGCAAUCAUGUUUAAAACCAUUUUUACGAAACAAACUAGUUGAUAAUAGACAAGCACGUGUCUUGAUCGGAGAAGCCAUUGUAAAAAACCGAUAUUAUUUCAUUGGAUCUCGAUUUUCAUAGACUAUGGAAGAGAUAUUAGUAACACUUGGUUUAUGAAUCAGAGUGGCCACUAGUUCACCCUCGAUACUACAAGGAACUGUAUUCCGCCUCUCAAUGCUCGCCCUCGCUCACUGUGACAAAUUCAAGAGGGUCAAAUAUCACAUUACGUACGUCUAUUGUCCAGGCAACUUUUUAAAUCUAAAAUUGUGUCUGGAGUACUGGGAGUGUAGGAACACGGAAGUCUUAUUAGAACCAACACCCGACCAGAAGGGAGGACGGGUAAUGGACACCUGGCAAAUCUGUCUCUUGUUUACUAGCAUUGUCUUAUUUCGUCAAGGGGAAUGUUUGUUCCAAUCUGCAAACAAUCUGACCUGGACCGAGGCUCAGGCGUUCUGUCGGCGUAAUCAGUCCAGUCUAAUCCCCGGCACUGAGGGACACUUGCCGUACCCCCACUGGACUGGUCACUACCGACGUCUCUCAGACUGGAUCCACGUUCUGGGUUGCUAUGACAACCAGUCAGUGGAGGGUCUGGGCGUGUUGUCUACCCACUCAUUGGACAGGGGAUCUCUGGGGCUCUGCCAGGAGAGGUGCGGAUCUCAGGGACGGUUCGCAUUAAAGAAUGCAACCUGUUUGUGUCUGAGCUCUGCUCCCCAGACAAGCAGCCUGCCCCCAUCUCGCUGUGACUGGAGCUGUAACCCUGACGACGAGAGUCAUGUGAACGACUGCGGGGGAAGCGACACCUAUAAUGUGUAUAAAGCGACACCAAGACAUGCUCUACAGAGUGAAAUCACCGUCAACUGUGUUGUAUUAGGAUGUUAUGAACAAUGGAGUCAGAUCCACACAGACAACUGUACCGAGGAUCUCGGUCGUAUAUGCCAGUCAGAGAGUAAAACCAACAAGUCCAUGGCGCCUGAUGAGGAGGAUUUCAAGUCGUGGGCUGAGACACAGAGCGAGUGUAAGGCGGAGGACAGUUACCUGUACGGGAACAUCAGUCUGAGUGAGGACUCGGGGAAACUGUGUAGGCGGCUGUACGACAUCCGGAGUAACACACCGGAGACCUGGCUGGGGGUGGCCAGACAGGUGUUCCUCACCAAGGACAGAGGUGAAGAGAAUGUUGUCAUUAUCGAAUGCCAGAUAUGUUGGGGUGAGAAGAACUGUGUAUUAGUCAAAGGCUGUGACAGCACCGCUCAAACGGCGUACGCAGUGUGUGGCGAUGCUACCGAUUUACUACCAACUACAACCGAACCAACAACAACAACAACAACAGAAACGCAUUCUACCUCUACGACGGAAAUUACAACAUCAGAAACUACAACAAUAAUGGAAACUCCAACAACCACGAAAGAAACGCAAACUACGUCUUCCAUAGAAACAUCAACUACUUCUACAACAGAAUUUCCAACAACGACGGAAACUCAAAGUACUUCUACAAUGCUAAUUUCAACGACGUCUACAACGGAAAUACCAACGACGUCUACAACGGAAAUACCAACGACGUCUACAACAGAAAUACCAACGACGUCUACAACGGAAACACCAACGACGUCUACAACAGAAAUACCAACGACGUCUACAACAGAAAUACCAACGAAGUCUACAACGGAAAUACCAUCGACGUCUACAACGGAAAUACCAACGACGUCUACAACAGAAAUACAAAGGACGUCUACAACAGAAAUACAAACGACGUCUACAACAGAAAUACCAACGACUUCUACAACGGAAAUUCCAACGACAACAGAAGCAAAAAGUACUUCUACAAUGGUAAUUCCAAAAACGUCUACAACAGAACUACCAGCAACAACGACAGAAAUGCAAACUACGUCUUCAACAGAAAUUCUAACAACAGAAGCCCAAACUCUGUCAACAACAGCCAUAUCAACGACAACAGAACUCAAAUUAACAUCAACAACAGAAACUUUGACAAUAGCAACAACAACACAAGAAACAAAAACAGAUAUUUCAACAUCAUCAGAAAACCCACUAACACAAUCAACACAAAAUAUUACAAAUACAAGUUCAAUGACAUCAUCGACAGGGUUACCGACAACUAAGGAAUUUUCAACAACAACAGAGAAUCCAGCGAUAACAACAGAGAUUCCAACAUCAUCGACAACAGUUAGUCAGACAACACGGACAACGACAGUACCAUUGUCAAAUGGGAAAAGUUCGUCAGCAAAACAAUCUGAAUCUGAAUCUAAAGCUGAGAAAGCCAUUGCUGUCACAGCAUCGCUCACAAUAGUCGGCCUGAUCUUGGUGAUCCUUGGAAUCAUCUGGAAACGGCGAGGAAAUCUACUUUCUAAUCUCAGAAGAAAUAAAGACAAGGAUGCAACUGAAGGGACUUACAAACAUUACAGCAGUAUCUAUGAUGAAGUUAUUUUGCCCGGUGAAUUUCAGAAGGAGAAUAUGUAUGAGAUGGAGGAAAUAAAUGAUCACAACAGCACAACUUCGGAACAACUCAGCAACGGGGGUUACACAGAGAGAGAGGGUUUGUAUGAAAACGGAGUACCUCCUUCAAAAACAGCAUCUUUAACACAACCUGUACCAAACGACACCGUAACGUCGUCACGUGAUGAAUAUCAAAAUAUGGAAAAUAUCAACACCAAAAAACCACAGGAAUCGCCGCCAUAUAUAACUGUAAUAAAAGUACCAAAAUCACUAACUGGGUAUUUAGACAAUCAAACACAAUAUACGUCACCUCCUGACCGGGCGUUAAAUAACGUAGAGAAACAUAAAUCUGUGAUACAGGUCGGUAGUGAUGGCCCUAAAGGUUACUCCUUGCCUCUGCCUGUUUAACAGGUUUACUUUUUGUUUGUUGUUCUUGUCUGGAUUGUCUGGAAAGUUAUGGUGUAAGUGGUGUAAGUGAUUGUUUCUCGUUUAAGUGAAUAUGUUUGGAAAGAAUGAAAUUAUUCUAAAUAGUUGUUGUUUCUUGUGUUAAUGAACGUGAAACUUUUUUGGUCAGAAAACUAUAGAAUUACGUUAUUGUUUGUUAAGUGUACUUGACGAAAUAAAAUUCCUUAUACCCACCACAGCAUCAUGGUACAUUAACCCUAGAUACGUUCUUUAUGAGGUUGUUAAUCAAAUUUAUGUAUAUGAUAUACAGUAGUUCUGAGAUUUCCUGCAAGUCGAGGUAGUGUGGGUAAAUGUUUGUUUGUCUGUUACAUUUUAUACAUAUCAUGGAAAUAAAGGAGUACAUGAGGGUGUUUGCGCGUGCGUUUGUUAGGCAGAAGGUUUGUUUGUUCGUGUUGUACUGUUAGGGAUGAAACUAAUCAAGAAUGAACAUGUACUAAUGAUAUUAUAAUCACGCAUUACAAAUUAUCAUAAGUAUCGUAAUAUCUGUAUACAUUGGUUGUAAAGAUUCUUAGUGGGCAGAUAAAUGUACAAUGUAAUGUAAUCGAUAAAAAGGAUUAUUAGAUAGUGCUCUAUUUUUACAAUUGUAUCUAGAUUUAUAGUUAUUCUAACUCUAUAGAAUUGAGAAACUGAGCUUGUCAACGUCGAAAAAAACCGCCCUGUAGCAUUUUGAAUAUCUUCCUUAUUUAUAAAAUAGUGUUGAUUAUAUUCAGUAAGAAUACAAUUUCUAUGUUGAAAAAAGGAAAAAAAUUGACGCAAUCCAGUUUUACCUAAUGUAUACAAGUUUAUUUCAUUCGUUUUAUGAAAUAUUUAAAUAUAUUUACAUUCUACUGUGUUUUUCCAUUAAAUUCUGUAAUCUUAAAUGCCUUUAAAUGCAACAACCCAUUCACUGCGUAUGAAUUUACAUGCGAUUUACAAAAGUAGUUCCCAAACAUUGAUUUUUAUGUUAUCGCAUAAAAAAUAUAUUUCAUAUAAGUUGUAAAAACCCGUUUUACAAUCAUUCAACAAUAAAGUGGAUUUAUUUUUAAAGGCAAAAUUUCAAGAAAUAUUUUUUAUGGUUUAUAUUGUCAUGCUCAUCGAUUUCAACUCAACAAUCUAUGUCAUAACCAGUUCAAACCAGUUUUGUAAAACAGCUGUUUUUGCUGUUACUAAUUUUCUCCCUCCAUGAUCUGCAAUUUGUUUCGAUUUUUUAAGUUAAUAAUUAAUUUCACCAGUAAGUGAAUGUAAAUAUAAGCAUUAAAUGGUUUUUCAAAAUUUAUUUUUGACGUCGUCGUGUCAAUAACUGUCGUCAGUUGAGCAGACAAAUUAUCAUAACGCGCUAAUGCGCGUUAUUCAAUUUGUCUGCACACCUGACGGCAGUUAUUGACACGACGACGUCAAAAAUAAAUCAUUCAAUGCUAUAGUAAUAUAGGAAUGAGAGUACCAAACCCCCGGAUGUUUACAGAGAAAAGUUAUAAUAAGGAAUGAAUGGGUAGGCGUUAAGUGAUAGGCUGAAUUCAGGUAUGUGACAAUUCUCAUUUUGUAGUAAAAAUAUUAGUUUUUAAAAUAAAUGAUGGAAUGGGGGAAUAUUUUAAAGAAUAUAGCAACACUAGGAAAAAUUGUAGGGGUGGGGGUUGAUUUUUUAUGUAGAGUGACAUUUACUGCCGAUCUCUAUAAGUUGUAAACAACUGCAAAUUUGACCUAUAAACGCCAAGGGACCCUAUAUUUUUUGUUAAUUUCCUGAAAGAUCUUGAAUUGAGGUUUCUAGUCAUACCAAAAAUUUGACUGUCACUAUUAUAGUAAAGUACUGAGAGGUCAUAACGUUUGUAUGGAGUUCUAUGGUAAAAUAAUUGGUAGGCUUUUCCCAUAUAAGGAUAAAAGCUUAAUUGGUUGCUUUGUGUAUCCAUUGCCAUGACUACACUGUACACAUGGUAUACUAAAUAAUGAAUUUUUUAAAUGAAAACCACUGACUUAUUAAAAUUGUGUUCUCAAUUUUAUAUUUCUUAAUCCCUAUACUGCACAACUAUAAAUUAAAUAAAAGCACCAUGGGCUACUGCAGUAUUUAGGUUUGAAUAUUUAUGAUUUAAAAUCAAACGAUGUUAUUCUGAGUAGUUGCUAUGGUCAGGCACGAAGCAUCAGGGGGGCCUGCCCCCCCCCCCCUCCACUUUUUCUCGCAGCAACAAAUUUUUAUAAAACAUAUAAAAAAUUGAAUUAUCAUGGAGUUGACCCCCCCCCCUUUUUGGGGAGAAUGGUAAAAAAUGAAAU